Cuscuta europaea is the source of this 1115-nucleotide messenger RNA. Lineage: Eukaryota; Viridiplantae; Streptophyta; Magnoliopsida; Solanales; Convolvulaceae. The record is from the annotation of a GenBank genome assembly.
CUAAUAUAAGCUCUUUCUUUUCAAAAAAACAAUUAAAGUUUCGCCCUCAAAUUCCCCCCUUAUUUAUUAGCCUAAAAAAUGGACAGCAGGGGAGAUGCUUUCUAAGACGGACGACUAAGCAAUGGCGAAGAGAGAUUCGGAGUCCCGUGAACAACCACCGGAAUCAUCAGCGUUUACCGAUAAAAGUUCUUCAAAUUCAUCCGAAGGGAAAAUGGUGCUGAGAGUAAGACCGCCGCGUCAAUUGAGGCACUCCGGUGAAGAACAGAGCAGAACAUCCUCAGCAAGAAAGCGUAAAACGACGGAGAAGAAAAUCUGUAAAAUAGACUCCAAUACGCCUAAGAAACCUCCAACCGCUUUCUUCUUCUUCUUGGAGGACUUCCGUAAGGAAUUCCAGCAGAAGAAUCCGGAUGUGAAGUCAAUGCGCGAUGUUGGGAAGGCUUGUGGAGAGAAGUGGAAGACAAUGACUUAUGAGGAAAAAGUUCAAUAUUAUGAUAUUGCUACAGAGAGACGAAGAGAGUUUGAUAGAGCUAUGGCGGACUAUAGCAAAAGAAAGGAAAUUGGGGAGUUCGAAGAGUAUGAAGAUGACUCAGAAUAAGUAUAUUUUGACUUUUGAGUCCUUUGUGGUGUGCAAUUAUAUAACAGGAAACCGACCCUUGGUAGUAACUCCACCAUAGAGUUGCUGUAGGGAUGGUCCAAUUUGAUAUUGAAAUCUAGGUGGGCACCCCUUGUCAAUGGGCUACAGUCGCACUUUGGAGUUCUGUGCAAAAUUUGUGUAUAUUUUGUCACAAUGACCUGUAACGGCAAGUAGGCAACUGACAACAUUGUAAGAUUGUUUGUUCAAUAGGAUUGGUUUGACACUAGUUUAUUUUGCAAAGAUCCAGCAGCGUAUGUAGUAGCAACUAUAUAAAGUGCACUUAAUUUGGUCUUUCCUGGAGAUGACUGCUCUCCAUUUAGGUUAUGUUUGGAUCCAUUUAGGGUAUGUUUGGGAAGUUCGGGGAAAAAGGAAGGAAAAGACUUUGAAGGUAAGUUGUUGGAGGGAAAUUGGAGGGGAAGUUGAGGAAAGCCUUCUUUUUAUUUGGGAGUAGUGAAUUUGGAAAAGAGAGUCUUAGAAGGAA